Micropterus salmoides (largemouth bass) is the source of this 4367-nucleotide messenger RNA. RefSeq names its product Fli-1 proto-oncogene, ETS transcription factor (gene fli1). Gene Ontology annotation, molecular function: sequence-specific DNA binding; DNA-binding transcription factor activity, RNA polymerase II-specific. Lineage: Eukaryota; Metazoa; Chordata; Actinopteri; Centrarchiformes; Centrarchidae. The record is from RefSeq and is a predicted model, not a curated record. The transcript is spliced from 9 exons. Bases 209 to 1654 code for a protein of 481 amino acids. Gene Ontology annotation, biological process: cell differentiation; regulation of transcription by RNA polymerase II. Gene Ontology annotation, cellular component: nucleus.
UUUGCUACGGUGUGGAUUCAAGGCUAAAUCAGAAUCACGCUUUGGAUUUUGGGGACCAAGCGCACAAUUACGCACGUCUGGAAAGGCAAAAAGGAGUGGCUAUUUGUUUCAGACAACACGCGGUAGACUGUAAUUUCAUUAUAUGUAUAAGUAAUCCUCGAGUUCAACGGUUUGGUUUAGUCUGGGCAGCGGGGAUUGAGCAAUAGCCAUGACUGGAUGUACCGCUGGAUACGAUGUGUCGAGCUGCGCAACAGCGGUGUGGCACAUCGCCCGGCUCGGUCCGAGGAUCCUGUCGUGGGUGAAAAACUAUGAUGGUUUGGAGGCGCUAUCAGUGGUGAGUGAAGACCAGUCCUUGUUUGAGCCUCCGUACGCUGCUGCUGCCCCUCUCCCCAAGACAGACAUGACUGCAUCUGGCACACAGGACUACGGCCAGACCCACAAAAUAAACCCCUUACCCCCACAGCAGGAGUGGAUCAACCAGCCAGUGCGGGUCAACGUCAAGCGAGAAUAUGAGCAUAUGAAUGGAUCCAGGGAGUCUCCAGUGGACUGCAGUGUGGGUAAAUGUAAUAAGAUGGUGGGGGGUAAUGACACAUCUCAGAUGAACUAUGGAAACUACAUGGAUGAAAAGAGUGCCCCUCCCCCCAACAUGACCACCAAUGAGCGGAGAGUCAUUGUACCUGCAGAUCCAUCAUUGUGGUCCCAGGACCAUGUGCGCCAGUGGCUUGAGUGGGCCAUCAAGGAGUACGGCCUGUUAGAGAUCGACACGGCUAUGUUUCAGAACACAGACGGCAAAGAGCUCUGCAAGAUGGGCAAGGACGAUUUCCUCCGGCUCACCACCAUGUACAAUGCAGAAGUGCUUCUCUCUCAUCUCAAUUAUCUCAGGGAAAGUAGCUCAUCAUUAUCCUACAAUACACCAUCUCACACAGACCCAUCACCACGCCUGGCUGCCAAAGAGGACCCUUCAUAUGAUGCUGUACGGCGGACAGGAUGGUCAAACAACAUGCACAGUGGCAAAGGCUCACCAGUGGUUACUCAAAAUGUGACCAAAUCCACUGAGCAGCCCAGAGCUCAGCCAGAUCCUUACCAGAUUCUGGGUCCCACCAGUAGUCGCCUAGCCAAUCCAGGUUCUGGUCAGAUCCAACUGUGGCAGUUCCUUCUGGAGCUCCUCUCUGACAGCGCCAAUGCUGGCUGCAUCACCUGGGAGGGCACCAACGGCGAGUUCAAGAUGACGGACCCAGACGAGGUGGCGCGGCGCUGGGGCGAGCGUAAGAGCAAGCCCAACAUGAACUACGACAAGCUGAGCCGCGCGCUGCGCUACUACUAUGACAAAAAUAUCAUGACCAAGGUGCAUGGCAAGCGCUAUGCCUACAAGUUCGACUUCCACGGCAUUGCUCAGGCACUGCAGCCACACCCCAACGAGUCCUCCAUGUAUAAAUACCCCUCGGACCUAGCCUAUGUGCCUUCCUACCACGCCCACCAGCAGAAGGUCAACUUUGUGUCCCCACACCCCCCAUCCAUGCCUGUCACCUCCUCCAAUUUCUUUGGACCCACCGCUCCGUACUGGAGUUCGCCCACUGCAGGCAUCUACCCCAACCCAAACGUUCCCCGCCAUCCUAACACCCAUGUGCCAUCCCACCUGGGUAGUUACUAUUAAACACCCCACUCUGACCAUCCAGCACCCUCUAAAAUCUCCCUUUUACCAAAAUGAAGUCCACGAUUGGUGACCUGCACUCCCAAUGAGGCUGAACCAAUGAAGACUGAGUUGAUGGGGGCAUUUGUCCUCUGAAGAAGUUUUGCUCCUCAAUGAAGGAUGAUAAAAUUGGACGAGAUUUUUUAUUUUUUUUUAUUUGUAAGAAUCUAUAAACAACUGGAUGCUAUGGUCCAAAAUGGAAUACUACUUACCUUUACAAGACUAGCAACUGUUUGUUAAUGUUUUUUGGACGUGCGUCUGAGUUUCCUGUGCCUUUCUCUUUCCCAUCCUCCAGAAAGCUGCACCUACUGGUGUCCUUUCCAAAACCUUCCCAAACCAAAGCCUGAGGACAGGAGAACAACUCAUGUCUGUCAGCCUCCUCACCAUGCUACAGUACCAGACAUGGGCCUAUUAUCUUUGGGUCUUAAUCAACAUCCUCCUCAGUACAUUAUGUACAUUAUGCUUCUGCCUUUUUCCGCUCGUCUACAGCCUUGUUAAGGGGUUUCUUAUUCCCACCACAUCUAGCCUUCUGUUUCUUCUGUUUCUGUCUGCUAGUCUAUCCAUCUGCGUCUUUUUAUGUGUGUGUGGAGAGUCUUCUGGAAUACGCUGGACAAGGAAGAGCUCUCAAAGAGAUGGACUUUUCUCAGCACUGAAUAAAAUUUGGCAACUGGAAUAUGCCAUUCACCAUUUAAUUUAUCCUCCAAACUGGAAGGCUAGAGAAGAGUUGAAUGCAAGGGAAGGAAGCGCUGUAUGUUCUGCUGACCUGGGUCAACUCAGUUACUUAAAAUGCCUUCUGCGUGUUGUGUGUGGAGUUCAAGAUGGCCAAUGUGUACAAUUAACUCGGGUAAGCUGAGUCAAGAUGUAACUGAAGUAAUUUGCAAUAAUAAUUCAACCCAGGUCAGAUGUUUUCAGGGGGCCACACACUAGGCUAUUAAAUGUUUGCCAUGUUGUUGCCUUUCAGCCAUGCCAUUUCCAGAUGUUUUGUUGCUCGACCAUGUCAGUAUUAAUGUGAAUGUCUUCUGGUUUGUGAAACACGCUUAAAAGGGAUACCCUGCAGCAAAAUCAAAAUUUGUCAGAUGUUUUCAUUUUGUUUAAUUAAAAAAUACAUUCAUUCGUUUUUAACACUAUGUUUGCUGCACACGUCUUAAUAUAAAACAUGAAUGUGCUUUAUAUUGUAGAUGUGAUUGUGUAGAUAUUAUCUACAUAAUAAGACUGUUUGUAGUUUGGAUGUGUUUUUCCAUCAUCCCUUACAGUGCCAUGACUACAUCCAGUUUUUGUAUAUAGUAUAUAAUCAGAAACCUAACCCUCACAGUGCCUUAACUGCUGUUUAAUACCAUAUAUUUUCUAUUCAAAUGAAAAAGCAUUACAUCAAUGCAAUGCAUAGUAAGAUAAUCAUCAUCUCCAUGUUUCACCAUAAAUCUGACAAUUUUUGAUUUUGAAGUGCACUCUGACAAUAACGGCUGCCACGCUGUCUCUUCCUCUUUGUAGGCCAGUCACGACCGUAUAGGUCAGCACAGAGAAGUGGCUUAGCAGUAAGCCAUGUUAAUAGACAGUUAAGUUGCAUUUUACCAGGGCUGGAUCCUAGUUUGAGAGCAGCAUGUGUGUUUGAAUGUUAGUUUCUCACUGAUCUAAUGCCCAGCAAAAUGCACAUGAAUAUCAAGUCAGGAGUUCAUUAUGUAAUAGUAACAUGUCAAAACAUAUCCAUCUUCUGGUGUUCAAAGCUGUUAAUAGCAAAAGUAUUCAUUUUGAAAAUAAAUUACUUGGGACUAAGUAGUUUAUCAGAGAAAAAAAACCAAUAAAGUAUGACGAGAUGAAACAAAGAAAUCCUCAGAUUCGCAAACGCUGUGCGUUUGUCAGACCUAUUUUUUAUUAUUUUAUAAGCAUCAAACAACUAGGCAUUAAAGCAACUUACUGUAUAAAUUAUGCAGAGUUAUUUUCAUAUGUGACACCGUAUAAAAAGUCAAGAGAAUUAAUACGAGUUGACCUCGGUCAAAAAUGCAAACCUUUGAAGUCCAUUUCUGCUAAGUAGUUUGUUCAGCAUUUUAAGCGUUUUUAUAUCUGUACAUUUGGGCAAUACAUUUUAACAUUUUUGCUUGUAAUUAUUAUUUUGGAAAUUUGGUUGUAACAUCCUAAGUGCCUUUAUGCACUAAAGAUAUUUUCUUGUAUUCCCAAAACCACAAAUGUCUGCUUGAAUCAUAAUCCAACAGCCAGGGAUUAUUUUAAUCUAUAUGCAACACGUGAUUAUGAUGGAUCUUUUCCAUUGUGAAUCACUUUUUGUGCCAAAUAGCCCUGGAAUUGGUGGCAUUUCCUGUGCUUUAAAGAAUUUCAGGUAUUUUAUGCAAAGUAAUACAAACAGUAUUAAUAUUCACAACCAGCUUCUCCUGAAAAUUUAUAGCUUUAAAAGAAUAAAUAAAAAGGGAACAUUUAAUUUGUAUCAUAAAGAAAUUAUGUACCCUUAACUUCAGUGUUUCAUAAGCAUUAUCAAUGAAAAGGGAUCUGUGCUACUUCGUAUAUGCAAUGUAUUUUGGAUAUCAAAUAUAUAUAUAUAUGUGUAUAAUUUUACAAUUAACCAAUGUAUUAUCAUUGUCAUUCCUGCAAUGUAUGAAGUAAUACCUUUUGAAAAAGGGCUUUUGUAUAGGAAAAUGUGACAAAAUAAAUGUUUUUACCUCUCAAGUCA